AUGUUCAAGAAUAUCUUGAAACAGUUUGGAUCCAUCCUCGUUACUUUGCUUUCCUUGCAAACUGUUUGCUCGGCACUUGUAGUUGAGAAAAACCAGACUUUGAGCCAAGCCGAGAAGAGUGAGACCACGGCGCUGGAAGUUCGAACCUCCGAUGAGUAUACCAUCGUCCACAAAUGGAGCGGUGGAGCCAUCAUCGGAUCGGCUACUGCAGUUGGCGUCUUGAUCACCAGUGUUGCCGCUGUGUUUGUCACCUGGUACGUUAACCAACCAGAUGCUAGUAAAAUCUGUGGAAAGACAGCGGUUGUCGACAUCACUGGCAGCGAUGGUGUCGCCUAUCAAUAUUAUGUAUAUUCAUACACAACCGGCUCAAACUGUGACACUACCCAGCGAGCAAAGACUAUCACCGACAGUCUCUCUAAUGCAUUCAACGAAUUGCAUUCCGAUAGUGCCUCCGCAGUCUGCAUUGAUUUUGAUCACCAUGGUACUUGGCACGGAGUUCUUGGCCUAGCAACCGCCAGUUCUGGAAUUGACCCACAAAAAGCUUGCUCUGGCCACCAUAACGGCGCUAAAAGAAGCGUGGAAGGCCUUCCUCAGCUCGAGGAAAUGGUUUCUACAAAGGCGAGUGAAGUUGGACUUGUUAAGAGAGCUUCAAUCUCCGUCAGCAAGUCCGCCGAGAAAUCUGGAACCACCAAGUUUAGCGCGCCCAACAAAUCCCAGGGAGUUAUUCUCCAAAUUGCGGGCCAGAUGUAUCAACAGAGCCAACUCGGAAGCUGUGAGGCUGUGACAGGUACCCUGGAAGACACUGACGGAGUGAGCUAUUCCUAUUACUAUUACGCUUCAGGCCGUAACUGCGAUACCACGGCUGAGAUCAAGACAAUGGUCACUGCUCUCGACAAUGCAUGGGAAGAUCUGGGAAGCACUUCGGCACUGUGCAUGACAAUGCAACAUGGAAGCGGCACAUGGAGAGGACACCUGGGAAUUUCUGUCAUGCAGAGCACCUACCCUGCGCAGAAAUUGUGUUAG
Molecule: messenger RNA, 1023 nt
Organism: Penicillium nucicola
Lineage: Eukaryota; Fungi; Ascomycota; Eurotiomycetes; Eurotiales; Aspergillaceae
Exons: 1
Coding region: 1-1023 (340 amino acids)
Source: RefSeq, a predicted model, not a curated record